AUGGAUAGCAACAUGAGGCACUGUAUCCCACUUGAAAAAAGAGUAGCUAUUGCACUCUUUUCAUUGGGUUCGGCAGCAGAAUAUAGAACCGUUGCUAGUUUGUUUGGCAUUGGGCGCAGCACUGCUGGCGAAAUUGUGUUGGAUUUUUGCCAUGCAGUUUGCGAUAGUCUUGCAGAUUGCAUUAAUGCAUAUCCCCCACAUCCUCAAGAAGUAAAAGGAAUUGUAGAAGGAUUCAAAAUGGUGGGAUUUCCACAAUACUUUGGUGCUGUAGAUGGUUGCCACAUCGAAGUUCAGCCCAAGAAAGACGAAGCCAUAGAUUAUUAUAACUAUAAAGGAUGGUAUUCGGUCAUUUUGUUGGCUAGUUGUGAUCACAGAUCAAAGUUUACGUAUAAGGAGCUCCCUUAAGCAUUUCCAUGAGCACGCUGGUAUUUUCAAACAAACCAACAAACAAUUGAAGGCAUCAAUGUACUUGUGCUUCUUAUUGGCGACUCAGCCUUUCCUUUGUCACACCACAUGAUGAAACCAUACCCAUAUGUGGCUAAUCAAUCUCCAGUAGAACAGCUCUAUAACUAUCGACUGUCCAAAUGUCGCCAAGUGAUCGAGAAUGCUUUUGGUAACUUAAAGCGCGCUUCCGUAAAAUUGGAAGAGACUUGCAAGUAUCUCCUAAAAAUGUAAAUACUGUAAUUAAAGCGUGUUGCAUUUUGCGCAAUUUUCUAAAGAUUGAGAACGAUGAAGUUUCUUCAGCUUGGAUUCAAGACGCAGCAGAAGAUGCAACAAGACAUCAACCCAAUCACACAACAAGAUUAGGAGAAAAUUAUUCAACAGCGACAGCAAUUAGGAAUGCCAUCGCAAUGAGUUUCCAAAA
This is a messenger RNA of Bactrocera neohumeralis, 865 nucleotides long. RefSeq lists its product as uncharacterized. Bases 1 to 405 code for a protein of 134 amino acids. The record is from RefSeq and is a predicted model, not a curated record. Lineage: Eukaryota; Metazoa; Arthropoda; Insecta; Diptera; Tephritidae. The transcript has 2 exons.